Xyrauchen texanus (razorback sucker) is the source of this 2373-nucleotide messenger RNA. RefSeq names its product dual specificity phosphatase 11 (RNA/RNP complex 1-interacting) (gene dusp11). Bases 152 to 1171 code for a protein of 339 amino acids. The transcript is spliced from 10 exons. Gene Ontology annotation, biological process: protein dephosphorylation. Gene Ontology annotation, molecular function: protein tyrosine/serine/threonine phosphatase activity; polynucleotide 5'-phosphatase activity. The record is from RefSeq and is a predicted model, not a curated record. Lineage: Eukaryota; Metazoa; Chordata; Actinopteri; Cypriniformes; Catostomidae.
AAGAGCGCAAGUGUAGGUAUUGGGACAGGGCCUUUGUAAACGUGGAAGGAGAAUCCUGCCGAAAAUUUCAAGUUUGUGGCCUUGCAAAGCAGCUGUGAAGACAUGCCUUCAAAUAAGAAGAAUACGAUUCCUGAUAGGGUGUCUAUUUACAAUGCCGUGUGUACCCUUAAGAUGGACAGAGUAUACAGCAGUGGGUAAACGGAUCUCAGGAACACGUUUUGUCGCCUUCAAAGUUCCCUUGAAACAGUCUUACAGAAAUCAGUUAUCACAGUCAGAAGUCUUUGGACCAUUUGAUCUUGUGCAUAUGUUAGAAAAGGAAGGCCAUGAAUUGGGUCUUAUUAUUGAUCUCACCUUCACAACUCGCUACUACAGACCAGAGGAUUUGCCAAGCAAGCUGCAAUACUUGAAAAUUUUUACAGCCGGGCAUGAAGUGCCGAACGAUGCCACGAUUCUCAGUUUCAAGAAAGCCGUAAGAAGGUUUCUGCGUGAGAAUGAAAACAAUGAUAAGCUGAUUGGUGUUCAUUGCACGCAUGGUUUGAAUCGCACUGGCUAUCUUGUUUGUCGAUAUCUCAUUGAUGUUGAUGGAAUAGAGCCUAGAAAAGCGAUUGAUUUGUUCAAUGCUUCAAGAGGACACUCAAUAGAGAGGCAGAACUAUAUUGAUGAUUUGAGUAGAGGGCCCAAGAGAAGUAAUGUAGGAAUCGAGGAACCAGACCAAGACCCCGCUCAGGGAUGUGCAAACUGGACACAAAAUGAUGUACCUCCUUAUCGAAGAGAACAGCAUAACAGUUACCCUCCUUUUAAUGGAUGGGGACCUCAUCCAUGGCGCAGAGAACCCCAGAACCAAUUUGUUCCGUUUCACCAGGAAAACAACGCAAUGCUGUUUGGACCACCCGAUCGAGUGCUUUACCAUCCACCCAUGGGCAUGAGACCAAUGAGACCCCCUCAUCCCAGCCAGAGUCCAAUGAGACCCCCUCGCCAAAGCUUUAGAGGAGGCUGCUUUGGCUCAACUGCCGCAUAUCCACCUCCACUGCCUGCCUACAGGUUUGGUGAGCCUUGCGAACUUCCCCCUCUAGAUGGAUAUAAGGGACCUGAAGGACCUCAUAGAAAACAUCGAAAUAAACAUAGGAAAGGGCCGAAAAAUAAGACUCCGUAUGGAGGAGACUUUCAGUAAUCAGGCUCACCUGUGCUACCAAAACUGCCUGGACUGUGCUGCUUUCUAAACACAAACUGACAUGGCUCUUGUUUAUUCAUUCUUUCUGGGGAGAAGCUGUUUAUUCUUAUGAAUUGAAUCUGGUCUUUCUUUAUUGGCCCUUGCUAGUUCACAGUACUAUAAGAUACGAUGCAUUGAUCAGAUUGGUUUUAUGUGUACCUGAUAUUCUGUCAUUUUAUCACAUCUUCAUUUAAUACGCAGUCUACAACACCUAAUUCCUUGAAUUCCUGUUGUCACCUGCCUUUAUUCCCUCGAAAACAAACCUUUGUUUUUAGCAUUAAAGUUAUUUCUGAGUAAACGAGGGCAGUUUUAUUAAUUUUAAUUGUGUAUUCAAGGCAUUUUGUGACCAGGCAGUUAGAGCUUGACCUCUGACUCUGUUGGCUAAAGUUGGACAUGCAUACCAUGGGUUUUAAAUCAAAUUAUAUAUCGCUGAAGUGCAACAAGUUGUUGUUUGUUUAUUUAUUUGGACAACUAUGCUGCAUGAGCCUUUAUUAUGCUUCAAGUUGGUUAGUCCAGUGUUUUAAGAGAGUCUGGCUGAGGCAUUACUAUAUUGAACUCCUUGGCGUAAAAAUAUAAAGAGGGUAGAAGUGCAAAAACUGAAAUAAUUACUCUAAAAGUUUUUUUUUUUAAAUGGGAUACAUAUAAGUAUAAGAAAUUAUUUGUUGUAACCAGGGGUUCAGUUUAGGGAUUUAAUUUAUUUAUCUUUUCUUUUACCUGAAUUUUUUUUAAAGUAUUUACAGUUAGUGCAGAAAAUAGUUCAAAUAUACAUAAAUGUGUGUGUGUGUGUGUGUGUGUGUGUAUGUAUAUGUAUACCUAUAUGGAUGUUAAUGUUGUUGCAUAACUCCACACAAAUGUAUCACUGUGCCUCAGCAGUUUUUUUGUUUGUUUUUUUAAAUCUGUAGAUCAGGAAAAUUGCAUUAUUGUUUAUGAAUUUUUAAGCAAAAAAGUAUAUUCAAUGUGCUUUUGCUGCAAAUUUUGAGGCUUUUUUGGUGACAUUGAUUCACAAAUCUAUCUGGUCUGAUCUGUUCACCCACAUUGAUGGUAUUUGUAAUGCCAACAUUUCCAGAGUAAGAGCAUUUUAAGUGCCUUAUUUAUGUCACUAAUAAUAUAGCUGGUUUUAAUAGUGAGGAAAGCAAAGAAAAAUCAUAUAAAUUCAUCUGUUU